This is a messenger RNA of Lampris incognitus (smalleye Pacific opah), 1399 nucleotides long. RefSeq names its product zinc finger protein 2-like. The record is from RefSeq and is a predicted model, not a curated record. The transcript has 2 exons. Gene Ontology annotation, molecular function: RNA polymerase II cis-regulatory region sequence-specific DNA binding; DNA-binding transcription factor activity. Gene Ontology annotation, biological process: regulation of transcription by RNA polymerase II. NCBI's taxonomy places the organism in Eukaryota, Metazoa, Chordata, Actinopteri, Lampriformes, Lampridae. Bases 81 to 1208 code for a protein of 375 amino acids.
GUCAUUUGUGCAGUUGCGUGAACGACUUGUCAUUUGUGCAGUUGCGUGGUUACAUAUUCGUUUUAAAGACAUUGCUGAAAAUGUCGAGAAUCCAGAUGUUGAGGCUGAUCGUCCAGCAGCGUCUGACUGAUGCUGCUGAGGAAAUCUUUGGAGUGUUUGAAAAAACUGUUGAGAAAUAUGAAGAAGAGAUAGAUCGCCAACGCAGGCUGCUGUCACAUGUCUUCACGAAUGAGAGCAACAAAACAGAUCCUCCACAGCUGUUUGACUAUAAAAAGAAAGUUCCCUCAGAGCAGCAUGAGUGGACAGCCAAUCUGGGCCAGGAGGAACUAGAACCCCCACACAUUAAAGAAGAACAGGAGGAACUCUGGACUAGUCAGGAGGAAGGGCAGCUUCAAAGAAUAGAGGAGGCUGAUAACACCAAGUUACCAUUCCCUCCUGUCCCUGUGAACAGUGAAAACAAUGAAGGGAAACCUCACUCCUCACAGCUUCAUCAAAGCCAAACUGAGGAGAACAAACAGGCAGAGCCUUCAGCCAGCUCUUCAACUGAACAGAUGAAAACAGAACCUUAUGGAGAGGACUUUGGUCUGUCAGAACUACCCAGUAAUCUAGAUUGGGAUGGUGAUUUUCACCCAAGUAGUGAUGGUGAGCCCCUCCCUUCAGACUAUUAUGAAAGUGAGACUGAAGAAGACAGUAAUGAUGACUUGAACAAAACAAGAGAACCUCAUUCUGGUCUGGAUUCAAAACAUAACAAUGAGAUAAGUCACCAGAGAUCUAUUAAGAAAAAAUCAGUUAUUUGCUCGGUCUGUGGUAAAUGGUUUAAUCAAAGACAUAUGCAGAGACACAUGAGAACACAUACAGGAGAGAAACCGUUUAGUUGCUCAGUCUGUGGUAAUGCGUUUUCUCAAAGAGGAGACAUGCUAAGACACAUGAGAAUACAUACAGGGGAGAAACCAUUCAGUUGCACAAUCUGUGGUAAAGAGUUUUCUCAAAGAGGAAAAAUCCAACCACACAUGAGAACACAUACUGGAGAGAAGCCCUUUAGUUGCUCAGUCUGUGGUAAAAGGUUUGCAAAAAGAGGAAAUGUGAAGGCACACAUGAGAAUACAUACAGGAGAAAAACCAUUUACUUGCUCAGUCUGUGGUAAAGGGUUUUCUCAAAGAAGAGAUGCAGAGACACAUAAGAAUACAUGCAAGAGAGAAACCCUUUAGUGACUAAGUCUUCUGAAGAUCUUAGCCAUAAGUGCAGAGUAAAAGCAUGACAUCUCAUAGUGAACAAAAAAUUGAUUGCUCAGCUUGUGAAAAAAAAAUUGUGGUUAAGCCAGCAUCAUUCAUGUAAUUUAAAGAUACUUUAUUUUCAAUCCAAUAAAAAAUAUAUUUUUAUUAAAGAUACUUUAUUUUCA